Messenger RNA from Pediculus humanus corporis (human body louse), 408 nucleotides. RefSeq lists its product as uncharacterized. The transcript is spliced from 4 exons. The record is from RefSeq and is a predicted model, not a curated record. The coding region runs from base 1 to 408 and encodes 135 amino acids. NCBI's taxonomy places the organism in Eukaryota, Metazoa, Arthropoda, Insecta, Psocodea, Pediculidae.
AUGAUAAGGGGAAGGUAUUUACAAUUUUUUUUUGCUGUUGCUGCUGCUGUUGUUGUUGUUGUGGUUGUUGAGGAAUUUCAUGACAGGAAAAAAAAAAAACAACAGGAAAUCAUAUCAAAUGAUUACUAUUUUACUUUACUUAAAGAAGAUCCCAUCACGACUCAGCCUACGUCUGGAAAAUCACCGCCAGGUACGCAAGAGGAUGAUUUAGACCAGCCAUUGGGCGAGUUCGAAGUUGGCGGAGGUAGCGGAGAUGUUGGAAAAGAACCAGCUGUAAUGGCACAACCUCAGCCAUCGGGAACUUCGACAAAUCCAUUCGUUAUGCCGGCACCGACUGCCAACGAAACGACGACGUUGAAUUUUCAAGACACGACCACUUAUACCCCAGGUACGGGUGAAGAAAAAUAA